Molecule: messenger RNA, 942 nt
Organism: Hyla sarda
Lineage: Eukaryota; Metazoa; Chordata; Amphibia; Anura; Hylidae
Product: olfactory receptor 5A2-like
Exons: 1
Coding region: 1-942 (313 amino acids)
Biological process (GO): G protein-coupled receptor signaling pathway
Cellular component (GO): membrane
Molecular function (GO): olfactory receptor activity; G protein-coupled receptor activity
Source: RefSeq, a predicted model, not a curated record
AUGAGAAGAGGGAAUCACACAACUGUAACAGAAUUUAUUUUUGUUGGAUUUUCUGAUGUCCCAGAAAUACGUUAUUUCCUAUUUUCUGUAUUUAUUUGCACUCUUACUAUGACUCUACUUGCACAUAUGUCACUAAUUGUCCUCUACAAAGUCAGUGCAAACCUUCAUACCCCUAUGUACUUUUUUCUUGCCAACUUCUCAUUUUUGGAAAUAUGUUACGUUUCAACUAUUACACCGAAAAUACUGGUAAACCUCCUAUCAGGUGAUAAAAGCAUCACAUUCUAUGGCUGUGCCUUACAAAUGUACUGUUUUCUACUACUAGGAAGUACAGAAUGUUAUAUGCUGGCAGCCAUGGCUUAUGACAGAUAUAACGCCAUAUGUCAUCCAUUAUUAUAUAACAUUACUAUGAGUAGCGAUGCUUGCUUCAAACUUAUUGUGGCCUCGUGGACCAUUUGUUUCAUGGUUGCUAUAAUACAGACUUUUCUUACGUUCUCCUUGCCUUUUUGCGGACCAAAUAAAAUAAACAAUUUCUACUGCGACAUUCCGCCGAUCAUGGCCUUGGCGUGUACGGACACACAGUUUAAUGAAAUUAUCACUUUUAUAUUUGUCCUAUGUGUGGUUGUUGGUUCUUUCUUGUUGAUAAUAGUUUCGUAUACACGGAUCAUUUUGACAAUUUUAAAGAGCCAUUCAUCAGCAGGGAUUACGAAAGCUUUCUCCACCUGCACCUCUCACCUCAUAGUGGUGACUAUAUACUAUGGAUCUGGUAGUGCAAUGUAUCUGAGACCCAAGUCAAGUUAUGGCACAGAUUUGGACAAGUUUAUGUCGCUCAUGUAUACCAUUGUUGCUCCAUUGUUAAAUCCUUUCAUAUACAGUCUAAGAAAUAAUGAUGUGAAAUGUGCUAUAAAAAAAAUGAUUUGCAAUGUGAAAGUAGCUCAGCUUUGA